This is a messenger RNA of Gossypium raimondii (Peruvian cotton), 1574 nucleotides long. Its product is annotated as shikimate O-hydroxycinnamoyltransferase. The transcript is spliced from 2 exons. Bases 10 to 1320 code for a protein of 436 amino acids. Lineage: Eukaryota; Viridiplantae; Streptophyta; Magnoliopsida; Malvales; Malvaceae. The record is from RefSeq and is a predicted model, not a curated record. Gene Ontology annotation, molecular function: acyltransferase activity, transferring groups other than amino-acyl groups.
GGGAGAGAGAUGAGAGAUAUGGAGAUUACCAUAAAAGAGUCGAGCAUGGUGUAUCCAGCUGAGGAGACACCAAAGCAUCGGCUAUGGAGCUCAAACUUAGAACUAUUGAUGACACUGCAUCAUGUCCCUACUGUUUACUUCUUCAGACCAAACGGUUCUUCCAAUUUCUUCGACACUCGUGUGCUUAAGGAAGCUUUGAGCAAGGUUCUUGUUCCAUUCUACCCCAUGGCUGGGAGAUUGGGAAGGGACGAAAAUGGAAGGAUCGAGAUAGUCUGCAAUGGAAAAGGAGCUUUAUUCUUAGAAGCUGAAACUGAUUAUGUAAUCGAUGACUUGAUUGGCGAUACCAUGAUAAAUAGCUCAGAGCUUUGGCGAUUAGUUCCAAAAGUUGAUUAUUUUGCUGAUAUUUCGUCAUAUCCUCUCAUUCUAGUACAGGUGACAAGGUUUAAGUGUGGAGGAGUUGGCUUUGGGAUUGGAAUACAACAUACUUUAGCAGAUGGUCCAACUUCGGUUCAUUUCAUCAACAGUUUGGCUGAAAUGGCUCGAGGGCUGCCACUUAGCACUCGGCCUUGCAUAGAUAGGUCACUGCUUCUAGCUCGAGUUCCACCAACUCCAACUUUUCACCAUGUUGAGUAUGACCCACCUCUUUCCAUGGCCGCUACUAAAGGACCCCGAUCGGAUCCUGAAACUACUGUCUCCGUUUUCAAACUCACUCGUGAUCAACUCAACACUUUGAAAGCCAAGGCAAACAAAAACAGCGAUGGUGGUGUUUACAGUACCUACAACAGCCUCGCAGCACACAUAUGGCGUUGUGUGAAUAAGGCCCGAUGCCUCCUUGAUGAUCAAGCAACUAAGUUGUACAUUCCGAUUGAUGGACGAUCUCGAUUGCGACCUCCUCUCCCACCUGGUUAUCUUGGCAAUGUAAUUUUUAUGUCUGCCACGAUAGCUUCACAUGGUGAUAUACAAUGUGAGUCGUUUUCGGAUACAGCAAAGAGAAUCCAGAACAUAUUGAGGCGAACAGACGAUGAAUAUUUAAAGUCAGCUAUUGAUUACAUGGAAAAAGAACCUAAUAUAAAGGCUCCAGUCCGAGGAGCAAGGGGGUUUCAGUGCCCCAAUCUGAGUAUCAACAGUUGGAUGUGGUUGCCUCUCUAUGAUGCAGAUUUCGGAUGGGGUCGUCCCAUAUGGUUAGGACCAGCCAAAGUGUCCCAAGAUGGGAAGACAUAUAUACUACCAAGUCCGGCUAACGAUGGGAGCUUGUCUGUUAUGUCAUGCUUGGAUACUUCUCAUAUGAAAAUUUUUGGGCAGCUUUUUUACGAGUUCUAGAGGGCAAUCGAUUUCGAUUGUUUUGCAGUUGUGUGCAUUUUUAUUUGAGCAUCGUCUCUUGUUUAGUAGUGGGACCGAAAAUAAGAGGAAAGACAAGACGGUAUCAAUAAAGAGGAAAUUCCAAUCGUCCAGUGAGUGUGUUCCUAUUUCCCAUGUAUUGCAAGUUUGUGCAAACGAAAAUGCUGUUCAAAUUUACGUUUACGGCAUUCGUACAUUGUAUCACAUUCAUAUAUAUCUAAUAAGUACUUGUACUA